Messenger RNA from Biomphalaria glabrata, 1371 nucleotides. RefSeq lists its product as uncharacterized. NCBI's taxonomy places the organism in Eukaryota, Metazoa, Mollusca, Gastropoda, Planorbidae. The transcript has 7 exons. Bases 331 to 1266 code for a protein of 311 amino acids. The record is from RefSeq and is a predicted model, not a curated record.
CAUUAGAUCGCAAGACUGAGAACAGCAGAGGUUGCCGUUACUACUAAUAGCGACACCAGCAAGGGUUCUCCCAUUAAUCUAUUAUGUCUCUGCCUACGCAACUACAGUAAAAGGACCGAUAGACUACAUUGUACAAGGGUUAAAUUAACAUAAUUGUACUUUCAAUAAAUAAUAGAGAGUGAAAUUAAUUAACAGUAUAAUUCAAGGUUUAAAUAUAGUCAAUACAAUUUUGGGGACGGGAUACUUUGGAUAUUGUGUCACAAUCGAUAUUAGCCGAAUUGAAUGCCUGAACCAAAGUGGGUUGGUGAAUGUCCUUUUAUUGAUAUGUGAAUGACCAAGAUGAUGAUUACCCUUCUAUUUGUAGUCUUUAUAACUACUGACCCAGUCUCAGGUUUUCUCUGUCAACAGUCUUGCACAGACAGUCACGAUGACAUCCAGUGUGCUCUUCCCACAUCAUGUAGGCCAAGGUCUCAUGAAGGUCUUUGUCAAGGUCAACAAUGCAUAGAACUGAACAUUGAGAACAUGGGCAGCCAAGUCCUACAGAAAACCAUAAUUGAUAGAGAAGAGUCUAAUCUGAAAAUAUCAAGUGUCAAUCUGGUGGGAGGACCUGCUGGUCGAGCUCAGUGUGCGCUGGGAACUGCCAUCUGGUUCAAUUCCACAAGUCUCUUUGCUCAGCCCGGAUGUGACGUCAAGCUUCAAGUCUGUUUACAUCUUCAUUACGGAGACACACGUGACUUCAACAGUGCUGAAGGGGACUGCAAGUUUGUACAAUUGAAGAACGAAGGUCCAUUAAACAUUGUUUCAGUGGACCACACGUCCAAGGUUAUUUCAUCAAUGACUUUUGUCAGCGAAUCAUUGUAUAAUAACGACAAGUGCGUCUCUGGAAAGACUUUUGGCUUUUACAAAUGGUACGCCUACACUAGCAAGGGAUGUUCUGGCAGCUUUAAGAUUUGUUUUGCAGGGACCUCGGAUGACAACUACACCAAACGUUAUAAAGGAAGGCCCCAGCAUGAUUACAAACAGCCUUUCACUUGUACCAAUAUUAGACUCCUGAGUCGAAUCAACCGUCCAGUAGAGAUGAGAAUAACUGACCAACACCACCAAGAGGUGACCAUUAAGUCGCUGGUGCUGGCAGAGGAAGACUCGGACAAUGACUGCAUCCAGAACGUCACAUACAGCUUCUCGGGCGACACCGUGCGCGCGUGGAGCGGGUGCCGUGGGACAUUUCACAUGUGCUACUUGUCCCUUGGCACUCACCGUAUGUGAAUAUUGAUUGCUUAUCCAACGACAAGAAAAGAAUAAAUUAAAAGUGUUUUGGCAAUAGAGACAAAAGUUGACAAGUUUAAUAUAAAGAGUAUGUUGUUGAUUUAA